CACCCAGGUCUCGUUGCAUCUCCCCUUUUCCUAAUCGGCCACCAUUCAAAUAAUAGUCUACUUUCCUGUUUUUGCCACCAAAGUGGAUAACCUCACAUUUAUCCACAUUAUACUGCAUCUGCCAUGCACUUCCCCACUCACCCAGCCUAUCCAAGUCACCUUGCAGCCUCCUAGCAUCCUCCUCACAGCUAACACUGCCCCCCCAGCUUCGUGGCAUCCGCAAACUUGGAGAUGUUGCAUUCAAUUCCCUCGUCCAAAUCAUUAAUAUAUAUUGUAAAUAGCUGGGGUCCCAGCAGUGAGCCUUGCGGUACCGCACUAGUCACUGCCUGCCAUUGUGAAAAGGACCCAUUUACUCCUACUCUUUGCAGGAUGCUAUCCUCAUAGCAUCCUCCUCGCAGUUCACAUUGCCGCCCAGCUUUGUGUCAUCUGCAAAUUUGCUAAUGUUACUUUUAAUCUCUUCAUCUAAAUCAUUAAUGUAUAUUGUAAAUAGCUGCGGUCCCAGCACCCAGCCUUGCGAUACCCCACUUGUCACCGUUUGCCAUUCUGAAAGGGACCCGUUAUUCCCUACUCUUUUUCCUGUCUGCCAACCAAGUUUCUAUCCAUGUCUGUACCCUACCCCCAAUACCAUGUGCUAUAAUUUUGGAAUGUUGGGGGGUGGAACCGCGACACAAAGUAACACUCUAGAAUGUAGCAUUUUGAACGAGGCAGCCAAUGGGCAGCGUCGUCGGGGACGGGACGUAGAAACAGACACAGACAGACGGCGUUGGAGGAGGUCGUGUCUGGUGUCUGCUCUGCUUAGCUCAGCUCUGCUCAGCUCAGCCAUACUCUACCCUACCCCACCCUACCCUACCCUCAUCUACCAUCAUCUACGAUUAUCUACCAUCAUCUACGAACAUCUACUAUAUUAUACUAUACUCAAGGUGCGGCGACCAGAAGGGGAGUGGUUGAAGUGGCCACGCUCCCACUCCUUGUUCCUGGAGCCGUGCGGAAGCUUCUGCCGCUCGGACCCCGCAGGGACCAUCACUCGUUAGUGCGGAAGACUCGCAGUGCUCGGGCUGAGGCUCGGGGUUGUGGUGCUACGGUGAGGAUGUCCCGCCGCAGUCCCCGUCUGGCCAACAACGGCUAUUACCAGCACAACGACGACACCUCCAGCAGCAGCAGUGGCUCCGCCAAAUCCGGCGCUCCCUCUUACAAGGAGACUCCUGUCAGGUUGCACAAGAAAAGGUCAAACAGCAAGGGGCUGGGACCUGUGCCUGGCGUUAAAGGUUCGCCGUCCAACAGUUCAGUCAACAGUCUGAGUAGCUACAUCAGCAACAUCAGCAACGCCUCCAAGCGCUCUCAGCACUCUCAGCGCCUCGGCAGCAGCAGCGGCUGGCAGGAGGCCGUCGCAGUCGGAGGGCCGUCCAGCUUUGAGGACAGCGACAACUACAAAGUAAACAGAGCAUCCGGCAGGAUGGGGAUACUGACAGCACCUUCCACUUCUUCCCACACCUACUUGUCAUCGACAUCUGGCUACUCCUCCCAGGAUGAGCUGCAGGGUUUGGCCUACUCUAAAUCAUUCUCUCCCCUUGCCAAGCUGUGGGGCUGGAUCUCGCUGCUGUCUCCAGAAAAAGCUUUGCCCCUGGUGUACUGGUGGUUGGGCACAGCCUGGUACCAGUUAACAACGGCUAUCUCCUUGAUCGAUGUCUUUACUCCUUUCAGGUGUGUCCCUCACGUGAAGAAAUGGAUGCUGCUGGUGUUGCAGGCAUUACUGGGUGUUGGCCUCUUGAUGUCAUCCAGAGGUAUCUGGUCUCGUCCUGAGAAGCUGGGCGCGCUGGAGAGAACUCAGGUGAGCCCCUGGGCUGGCCUGCAGGUGCGUGUGCAGAGAAUGGAGAAGGAGCUGGAGCUGCUGACCGCUGACCUCCGGGCUUGGCUGGACUGGGGCGGUGGGCCGUCUGAAACCAUACGCCUCCCUCCCCCACUGACACCAGCCCACAUCAUCAAGCUGCUGGGCAAGGUAACCCUGCAGAGACUGGAUGAGCUUCGGAACAUGCUGCCCUUCGAGUCGCUGGAGAGGGUGCAGGCUGACAUCGCCGCCAUCCAGCAGAAGCAUGAGGAGCGGACGGAGCCGGCGCUGCGGGCAGUUGGUUGCAAUACCAAGGUGGGUGCGGGGAGAGAGAGCUGGUGCUGGUGUGGGAGAAGGGGUAGAGAGGGCACAGGGAGUCAUGGUUCAUAAGUGAUAGGAGCUGAAUUAGGCCUUUCGGCUCAUCAAGUCUACUCCGCCAUUCAAUCAUGGCUGAUCUAUCUCACCCUCUUAACCCCAUUUCCCUGCCUUUUCUCCAUAACCUCUGACACCCAUACUAAUCAAUAAUCUAUCUACAUCUUCCUUAAAAAGAUCCACAGCCUAUUGUGGCAGUAAAUUCCACAGAUUCACCACAUUCUGAUUAAAGAAAUUCCUCCUCAUCUCCUUCCUAAAGGAACGUCCUUUUAUUCUGAGGUUAAGGCCUCUGGUCCUAGCAUGGCAAGUUUUCCUUCACAUUCUGCCUGA
This is a messenger RNA of Leucoraja erinaceus (little skate), 2527 nucleotides long. RefSeq names its product SUN domain-containing protein 2-like. Bases 1088 to 2215 code for a protein of 375 amino acids. The record is from RefSeq and is a predicted model, not a curated record. The transcript is spliced from 10 exons. Lineage: Eukaryota; Metazoa; Chordata; Chondrichthyes; Rajiformes; Rajidae.